This is a messenger RNA of Aquila chrysaetos chrysaetos, 9969 nucleotides long. It is a transcript of the gene SERTAD2, whose product is annotated as SERTA domain containing 2. Gene Ontology annotation, molecular function: transcription regulator activity. Bases 4403 to 5347 code for a protein of 314 amino acids. NCBI's taxonomy places the organism in Eukaryota, Metazoa, Chordata, Aves, Accipitriformes, Accipitridae. Gene Ontology annotation, cellular component: nucleus. The transcript has 2 exons. The record is from RefSeq and is a predicted model, not a curated record.
AUGUUGCUUAUUCGCUCUAGUCCUGGAGUUAAACCUCGACACUGAGGCUGUUGAGCUUUCUUCCUUGUUUUUAGCGAGGCUAGGAGAGGGUGCCAGAUUUAUACUGGCGUUCCCCUCCACUGUUUCUCUUCCUUUCCAGCUUUGAAUGGGAGGAGGAUGCCUGCGCUCUCAGAGAGCAGGCUGGCUCCCAACUGCUGGGGCAGGUUUGCUCUGCUUUACCAGGAUCCUGCAGGCCAAGGAGCAUCAUUCUGCGGUGGCUGAGCCCAUGGUCCUGCCCCGAGGGGGUCUUCCUGAGAUGUGGCUGCUCUCCAUCUCUCUGCCAUGGCCUUGGGGAUGUGGAAACAGGGAUGGGGAGAGAGAGGUUUACCUGUUUGCUUGCCUCCCUACCUCUAGGGGACAGAUGCUUUGAAGUCGUGGGGACUGGUUACAAGUUCAGGUGGUCCCUCAGGCUGGAUGCAGCAGCACUGAAAUGCCUCACGGCAACCCAGCCUGCCUCUGCUAGCUCAGAGGAUCUAGCCCUCGUCUUGCCAGUUAAACCCAAUUGGCACAAAAGGCCUUUUUAUUUUGGUCCUGCAGCUAUCUAUGCCAAAUCCUGGUCCUGCUGAAGUCAGUAACAAAACAUUCAUUGACUACCGUUGGGCCAGAAUACAGCCAAUGCAACCCUCAAAGAUGAGGAGUGAGGGAUGGAGGAGAGGAAAAUAAUAUUUCAUGUGCCAGAAGUGACACAGAAGGUGCUUGCGUAAUUUACUGGAUAGAGUCUCCGAGAAACCCUGGUGGGGUUCAUUUACACCUGAAGUUUGGGAAACUUUGUUUUGGGAAUGACACGUGCAAAUUCAGUACUCUCUUUGCGGUUUGGGGGGCUUUUAUGGGGGGGGGGGUGUUUUUUGUGGGUUGUUUUUUUUUGUUUGUGCACGUGUAUGUGUGAAGUAGUGUUUUAUUUUAAUUCCCCCAAGUUGCCUUUUUCUUUCUUUCUCUCUCUCUCUCUCUUUUUCCUGUGGUUUUAAUUACCCAAGAUUUCAGAAAGUAACCAGUCCUGCUUUAAACUCCACUUUUUGCAUGAGCCCCUGCUGUUCACGUCUGGUUUUUGGCAUUUGGCUGUGUGGAGAGGAAUGGUUGCCUGUGGACUCUGGGAUUUGAUGCUUUUACCUUUUUCAGCAACGUGGCAUUUGUUCUAGAAGUGAACCUUGCUGUAUUAAGCUGUUCAUCCUUUAGGCCUACUGAUAGGGUGGCGUAAAUAUGUGAGUGGAAAUGUGACUUCUUAAAAAUCCUUUUCUGCUGUCCCUUUUGGUGUUUGGUUCCUCUUUUUUCCUUCCUGUCUGCCUUGAUGAGUGGGGAGGGACUAGCGGGUUGUGGAAUUGAUUUCCAAGGGAAGCCCUCAGUCUUGAGAGACAUCUUAAACUAAACUGUUAAAAGGCUUUGAGAAUUAACAUUAAAGGGUAUUUUUAUUAUUGGUGAGAUAACCAAAUCACUUUUCCCCUCUGUUUUUACAUUUCUAGUGCUUCCCUAUGCCGAACUCCCAAUUAUUAAAGACUUCAGAAAUAGUCCAGCAGUGACAAAGUAUAACAUCCUAAGUACAAUCGAUAAAUACAAUACUUCUCUCGUGAUGUGUGUAUACCUCUGUCCUCUGGAGAGCAAAGGAUUCGUCACUAAGUGGGCUCAGAGACAUAGUCAGGCAUUGCACAAGCUUUUCUGUGUUUAAUCGAUGAUGGUUGACUCCAGAGAACCACCCGCUCCAGACUGAUUAUCUCUUCUACUGAGCCCCAACUGCAUUUUUUUCCAGCUCUGUCUGAAGAGCAUGCAGAGCUAAUAAAAGGAAGCUAAAUGACAUGCAAAUGAAAAAAAUAUAUAUUACUUUUGUUUUUCAAUUAAGAAAAGCCAACUCCCAAACAAUGCUAGGGUUUCUCUGGCUCUGAGGCGCGUGCAAUCGCCCUAAAUGGGCAAAAAAGCAAGUUGAAUCUCAGCAACAAUGGUUCAGCUUUUGGGUCUGGGUCUUUCAGAGCAGGAGCCAACUGGUGCAUAAUAUUGAGGAAGACCUCCAAGUAACUCCCCCUGCCCCAAUCCCUGGAUAAAUGCAGUUUUUCCAUUGCCUUUCUUCAGCUUUCUGGUUCCACAUACCUAAGUAACAUUGAAAACUAACUUGCAUACCAAAACCCUGCAACACCCUUUAUUAAAACAACAACAAAGCAACAUGCCAUCUCAGCUUUUAACGCUUGGCCCCAAAAUUAUGUUUGCUGGCAGAUGGAUGGAAAUGCAGCAGAAAUACAUCUGGCUGGGAUUGCUGCUCAGCCAAAAUAGAUGCACAAAAGACCCUCCGUGGACGUGACCCUUUGUUGCUGCCUGUCCAGUCUUGUGUUUUGGUGGGUUGAUGUUGUCUUGCUGUCCCCAUUAUGGCCAUAUGACUUGGUAGGCCAACUCUGUCUUCUGACACUUGGGAGGGUGUGGGUAUAUCUUAUUUUGUACUGAUCUUUGGCCAACCCAAUCUGUAAGUUUGGCGUUUUCGUUUUCCCAGCAGGAGCUGUGGCUGGAAAGGCUAGGAGCAAAGUUUUUGAGAUGAACAGAACUGAACCAGAUCAAAUGUUGGUAUUGUAUAGCUUGGGUUUUUUUUUUAAUGUUGUUCAGUAUCUAAGAUGUACAACAUCGGUCUCUUUAAUGUAGGCAUGAAACUGUUGAUUGAAGGCAGGAAGAGAUGGUUUGAACUGUAAAGAACAAACAGGCAAUGUUGUCUUAAGCUCUGAUGGUCAGAAACUAUAAAAUUCCUUUAUGGAGAUCCAGAGAAAGGCUUGCAAGCCUGAAAGCAUGUCUGUUUUUACCAACUCUAUCAGUUGGUCUAAAAAGAUACUGCCUCCUUGCUUUACUUAGAAUGAAUAAAGUGAUUUAUGGAAACUGGAGGAAAAUGUUUUUACAAUUCCCAUUUGCAUGCCUGAGAAGGGAAUAAAAUAAAACUUUAUAAAGCUGAGAGUCUAGCGGUGCUCAUUUGAGCCCCCUGUUUGGGGGAAUAAAACCCCCUUGCUUAGGCUGGCAUCCUGCUUUGCUGCUUUAAUGGUUAAACCUGCUUCACAGAGCAUUACUGGGGAAAAGGAAACUGAAAGCUGUGCUGAAAAGCUAGUAGGUGAAAUUGGGAGUUGCUUGAACUAUUUCAUCUUUUAAAAGGACAAGCUCUGAACCAAGCUAUGUGAAGAUCGAGUGAGAUGUGAAAGCUUGACAGUCAUACAUAAAGGAAACCUUGAAUCAUUUCUAAGCUUCCUGGAAGAUGAUGUAGUGAGGUUAUUGUUGUGUUUACUAAUGAUUCCAUAGCUCUUACUGAUCAGCUUAAAAAAUGUCUUAACUACCAGCACCUGAAUCUUGGAUGCAGAUGGGCUCAACUGGGUUCAUUCGAAAUGUCUGCUGACGUCCCCUGACAAUAAUAAUUAAUAAUUGAGCACAGGGAACAGAGCAUGGCCACCCGAAUGGUCUGUUUUCUUUAUCACAGGGAAAAAGGUUUGCUUUGUACGGUUAAUAUUUUUAUACAUUCCUGGCAGAGCCUGACAAACUUCAAAACUCUCAUAGUCCCCAAGCCAUUUAAAAAUUUCUCCUUUAAAUAGAGCAUUGCAGAAGGAGCAUUGGUAUGUCUUUAGGACAGAGUCUGUCUUUUUUCAGGAGGAGGAGAUAGUAGGAAGGGACGGAAAGCUGCUAGCUCUCCUCCUAACCCAUUGUUGCCUUGAAAAUGUGCUGGACUUGGGCAGGGGUUUCGAUUCUUGCUAGCCUGGUCCUCCCUUUCUUGCUCUAUCUGUCCGAAGUGGAAGGAAGCGUGUCCGUCAUGAACAUUUGAACAGCAAACCCCCCCCUCACGCCCCAAACCCACAUGCACAGCUCUGGAGUAGUCCAUGGAAGUGACACUAGGGAGCAGAGAAAAACCAGACUUCGGCAGUAGUGCUAAAUUUCAGGGGUUUUGUUCACCCGAGAUUCCAGGCGCGGGGAUCGCUGGUAGCUGGCCAAGGAGCUUGGAUGGCAGCCUACCCGUUCCUCAGCUCUGCUUAGCUUGCUCCCUCCCCCCGCCUUUCUUUUUUUAAUUGCAUAAUAUGCUAGAAAAUGAUCUGGAUUUGGGACUUAUUUUUAACUAGAAGAGGCUCACUUCACCCAAUCUGAUUUUGGCUUUAACAUCCAGCAAAUACUUUCUGAAGCUCUUUUCUUUUUGCACUGAAACCCUGGCUUCUUUUGCCCUCUCUCCCACUUUGCAAAGGCUCUUCGCUUUUAAAUGUUUGUUAGCGAGUCUUGGGGAUGUUUGCAAGUCCUUAGCUACAUUGUCUGUCUGCAGAACUGGUGUAUGACAAUCAAAUUGGUGUUAGACCUGCCUGGUGCAGUCAUUUUGCAGGCAUGGAUCCCAUUGGGGGAACUGGGAAUUGUACUCAAAUAAGGAAGAUAUAUGUUGGGGAAAGGAGGAAAGCGGAAGUUUGACGAGCAUGAAGAUGGGUUGGAAGGCAAAGUGGUGUCUCCUACUGACGGUCCCUCUAAGGUGUCUUACACCUUACAGCGUCAGACUAUCUUCAACAUUUCCCUUAUGAAACUUUAUAACCACAGGCCAUUAACCGAGCCAAGCUUGCAAAAGACAGUUUUAAUUAACAACAUGUUGAGGCGAAUCCAGGAAGAACUCAAACAAGAAGGCAGCUUGAGGCCUGUGUUCGUGACCGCUUCGCAGCCCGCCGACCCUCUCAGCGACAACUUCCGCGAGGCCCAGCCGGCGUUCAGCCAUCUCGCCUCCCAGCCCCUUCUCCCCACUGACUUCGUAAGCACUACGCCCCUGGAGUCUUGCCUCACCCCAGCCUCUUUGCUUGAGGACGACACUUUUUGCACUUCCCCGACUGUCCAGCACGAUGGUCCGACAAAACCACCACCUCCUGCUCUCCAACCAGUAAAGGACAGCUUCUCCUCAGCCUUGGACGAAAUCGAGGAGCUUUGUCCAGCACCUACCUCCGCAGAGGCAGUAGCAGCCGAAACAGCAGCCGAUGACUCUAAAGACCACCCCAGCGAGUCCAACGUUCAAAAGCCCGAGGGCCUCCCAGAGAGCAGAACGGCCGAAUCAAAACUCAUGGACUCGCUACCUGGCAACUUUGAGAUAACAACUUCCACAGGUUUCCUCACAGACUUGACCCUGGAUGAUAUUCUGUUUGCUGACAUUGAUACAUCCAUGUAUGAUUUUGACCCCUGCACGUCUGCCACGGGGGCUGCGUCAAAAAUGGCGCCUGUCUCAGCAGAUGAGCUCCUAAAAACUCUCGCUCCAUACAGCAGUCAACCAGUAACUCCAAAUCAGCCUUUCAAAAUGGACCUCACAGAACUGGAUCACAUCAUGGAGGUGCUUGUUGGGUCUUAAAAUAUAGAAAUAUAGCAACUUUUUGUUUUUUAAUUUUAAGUACCAGUAUAUACACUUGGUAGUAUUUCCAUAGUCCCUCCCACCCCCGAUUCACAGCACUGUGCAUGCGUCCUUGCUUGCCUUUUUUGAAAAGAAAAGGAUCACACUAGUUUUUGCUUCAAGCAGAGUUGGAGUGCCUUCAUCCAUGUAUGACCACUUCUAAUGUAUUUUUUUUAAAGUGGUUCCUCAAGGAAGACCGAAUAUCCUGGUAUAGGAAAGAAUAUGUAUUGUAGACAAUGUUAUGUUAUUACAAAAAAAAGAAAAAAAAAAAAAAAGAAAAAAAAUUGUAAAAGCUAAGCACAAGGAUUAUGUUGGGGAAAGCUGUAAAUUGCAUGUGCAUAUUUGUCUAUUUUUUCUAUAAGUUUUAUUGCAAGAGGUAAAAAAUUUUAUUAUUUAGAUAAUCUCAAUACCAUUUUAGCCCUGUAUAGGUUGACUUAGCAAUUCAGCCUUUUGGAGGCAUUAACCUGCUCCUCUUUAAGUGUUGCAUUUACAUGGCUGUUUAGAAACUGCUGCCCAAAUUUAUUUUAUAUUUUUGUACAGAUUCUGCAGUUUAUGAUAUUGUUUUUUCUAAAAACAAAUGCUGUUUAUACACACAAAAAAAUAGCUAUUUUGAUAGGAUUUGCUCACAUAGUUCCUGCAUAAUUCAGAUGUACAAGAACCACUUGUACUUUUAUACAGAGUUGUAAUGUUUUAUAUGUGUAUGGUGCAAAAGAGAAAAUUGGAUCAAAUAAGCCUGCAGUCGGUUUCCCUGAAUGCAAACAAAAAAGUGCUUUAAGAAAGGGCUUGGAGCUGCUUCUGCAGGAGUUUCACAAGUGUUUGCUCCCUGCUGUACCCACUGCGCACUACUGUGAUUCCUGAAACUUAGAGCCAUGUCCUUUUCCAACACGUAUGUGAAGCAGUUGGCAGGAAACAGUUGUGGAACUUCACCCGAAGAGGUCCUGAGCGCCACCACGGCUGCAGCCUCCCCACCCCAGCGCCGGGGCGUCCAUCCCGCGUGACGUGGAGCGCCUUAACAUGGCGGCAGAUCAGCACUUCCUCACCCGAAGCUCCGGGGAAUGGUUUUGAGGGGGAACGUGCCCAUUGCCCACUUCCUGACCGACGGGCGUACGGGCGGAGCGGGCAGAAGACUGGCGUUGACAGCAUACACUCACCCUUUCUUGGAGCAUUUCUGCUUCCCUCUCCCCACCUCACUGUGCUAAGUGCUGAAAAAGGCAACUUCAGUAUUACUGCAGUGAAGCUCAUCUCUUAACUGCACUGGAUGGACUUGCUUUAAUAUCCAUUGCUGUUGAAACUGGAGCCAGUCGUGUUACAUCCCUUGGCAUCUCGUAUAGGGUUGGUUUCUUGCAUCAACUGUGUUACCUGCUUUACACUUUAUAGACCCGUUUUACAAUGAAUAUACAGACACAGCUUUCUAUGCAUGGUCCCGUUUCCCCGUAACACCUGAGAAGUCUUCUCAUUACUGCACCAAUAGCUUUUUUUAAGUUCAUUGUGGUGUACAUUUAAUUUAAAAAAAAAAAAAAAAAAAAAGUUUGCGAUGUAUCAUGCCUAUUGCUGAAGUUGCUAUGGCAUUUUAGUUUUUCAAUGGUACUUUAGCUGUUGAGCGCCGGUUACAACCUAUAUUGUUGACAUGCCUAUGGCUUCUUUAGGAAUAACUUUUAUAUUUAUUUAAGAAAUUUUAAAUUAUGUUUUACGUCAUUUGGCAAUGUUCAGUCAAUUCUGCUCCCUUCUUGUCAUGGAUGAAAUUGGGUCUUGUCUGCCUUUUAAGGAGGCGGCUUUUUAUAAAUUGGCACUUUAAAACAGGCCAUGUAUAUUUAUUAGUAUAUAGCUAGAUAGAUGUAACAGAUAUGCACACAGACACAGUAUAAAAGCAAAUAUGUUUUGCAAUGAAGGAACUCCUAAUCAAAAUGAAAUGCGUCAUGUACAGUUACGAAAUGCACUUCUGGCUCCUAAUUCAUCUGCCAGGGUGAGAUGUGGGGCUGAUGGGGGGAACUGGCUGAGGGGGUGGGGGUUUGCUUUCUUCUUUUUUCCAAGCCAAACUCAGUGAAGCAGUGGGGUGCUGAUGGAUUUGCAGUUGUUUCCUUACACAGACUGGGCAGGGGAGAGUAAGUUACUGCUUCAAAGAGAAAACCAUUGACCAAGUGUAGCUUUAGGGACCAUCGGAAGUGAGGGGGUGGGGAAGGAGGGGGGACAGCUCCAUCUUGCACCCAGCACCCAGCAGUGACUGGACCUUGCUCAGCCCUUGUAGGAAAACAAAACAGCCCUGCCCGAUUCUGCACCUCUUGUACAAGGAGUAACUGGGAAGGCUAAUAUGCAAGGGUAGUGUGUCUGGCACAAACCUGUAGGCACCUGGUAACAUCAACAGUUUCACACGGUAACUUGGUAAGCACUUGCCUUACCAUGGUUAAAAACUGAUUUACAGUAUGCUGGAGCUGCCCCUUUUUUUUUUUUAUUACUUAUGCAUUUAAACAGAUACCAUAUGCUAGGCAAGAGUUCACAUCAAUGCCAUUUUUGGAGAGCUGUGCUGUUAAGCAGGGUUAGUUGAAGUUUUGUAUCCGCAGAACAGGAGACGAGCUCUAAAUCCACUUUACCACUCAGAAGACAACGUCUAUGUAUCCUUGGUGCCGACGCGCAUAUCCUAUGGCAGAGUCCUUACAGGAAUCCCAUAGGGCAUAAACAGACCUGACUUAUGGGACUAGGCAAAAGGUUAGUAGGCUGGUGCUGCUCUGUAACCGCGGCAGGCUACGGAGGGAAGGGCUCAGCUGUGGCUUUCUCCCCGGUCUCCAGCAUGGCCUUUGCCAUGGUCCUAACAGCAGCCACGCAUGGAACGUCUCUGAGACCUACACCAGGGAUGGAGAUUGACAUUAAUGUGCAAUGAAGUGACAAGAUGGGAGCAGAAUAAGAGCUUUGGAUUUGAAGUGAUUUUUUUUGUUUUUCAUAAAUUAUUUAUUCUUUUUUUUUUCCUUCUGUAAAUAUAUUUAUUUUAUUGUGAAGCUAACAACAUCUGGAUUGUAACAUGUACAGAAUGUAUGGUAGGAAUGUAUUCUCUUGUAGGAAUGUAAAUCUGUAUGAAAAAUGGUAUGGGAGCCAGAUUCAGAGAAAAUUAAUUGAGUUCCAGUCAGGAUAUGCAUGGUUCACAUGACUUUUUCCUGCCUUCCCCCUUUUCUAAUAUGGGUCUGGUUGUUUGAAAUAUGCAAAAAAGGUAUGGAUGAGGGACAGUUUGAUGUUCAAAAUUAGUCCUAGUCAGGCUCCUACCCUGUCAGCUUCUUGAGACUGGCCUCCCCCAUCACUCUGCUGGAAUCUGCAACAGGAGACAGGAGCAUAUGCAGUCACCUCCAUCAUGCUGGCCUGGUAAAUGUUUGAAAAAGGUGAUUUUUUUUUUUUUUUUUUUUUUUUUUUAAACACUCACGGGAAGCCCAGCUGAAGUCCCUGGGGCUGGACAGCUGAAGAAGGUUGCAGGAUGUUACUUCCAGCCCCAGAAGUUGCAACAGAGCUGACACCACCUCAUUGCCAGAAGGUAAGGCCAGACAAGAAGUCACGACCGCACUUUGCACGUGCGGCAGAGGGUUUGCUUGCUCGAGUUCAAGCUACCCGCGUUGCUCUGUGCGUCUGACCAGCCCGUCCUUGGACACCACAGGUCCCCUUCCAGAGCCCGACAGGACCACACAGCCCUAUGUGCAAAGGAAGGGGAACUUCCCUCCUCAGGAGAACAUCGUCAAGCAGUGUCCUAUAUAAAUGCAUCAAUCUGGCACCUUCCCUGUAGCCAGCUAGAACAGCAAGACAGAAAAGCCACCGACUGAAGCAAUCGCUAAGAAUAAAUUUGGACCUUGUGAAAGGUAAUUUGGUUUUUCCUCAAUGCUGUGUGGUAAUAGCCUGGGUAGUUUAAAACCAAUGUUUUGAAUCCAAAGUUUACACUUUUAUCACCAUUAAAUUGGUUAAGUUGUAAUGGGUCCUGUCUGACAAUGGUUUAAUUCACUCCAGCACAUCAUGAACUUUUUGUUCUUGUUACUCGGAUUCUUCUGGUUUUGUUUUGGGUUUUUUCCCCCCAUCAGGUUUCAGUAUCCUGCUUCUGUGCGAGUUGCUUUCAGUGCUAUUAAUUAAUGAGACUGAACAUUUUUGAAGAAAUUAGUUCUUUUAUAAGCACUUUUUCUUUUUCUGAAAAUAAGCCUAAUGCAAGUUCUGGAACCUCUUUAAAAACACAAAUUGCAGAUAAAAUCCCAACCUUGACUCCUAUCUAGUUCUGAGCAUAAUCCAUACUAGCGCCUGUAAAGGCUAAGAUUCUGGAAAAGGUGUAAAUAGUGUGACAUGUUCAGUGCAUGGUUGUUUGAACAGGGCUUGUUAUUGUCAAAAAAAAAAAAAAAAAAAGGAAAAAAAAAGAAAAAAGGCUGUAUUUCCCCUUCCCCUCCCACAGACCUUAGAGCUGUGCCUUUUCUAUGCAAUAUUACAGACAUAUACAUCUGAAACCAGAUUACUGUAUUCACAUGUAGGUAUGGGCUGUAAUCAAAAAAACAAUUGGACAAAUGUACAUGGAAAUGAGCAGUCUUACUUUUGUAGUUUUAUAUUAUACAAUAAACAGUUAAAAUAAA